Messenger RNA from Gamsiella multidivaricata, 918 nucleotides. RefSeq lists its product as uncharacterized. The transcript has a single exon. The coding region runs from base 93 to 788 and encodes 231 amino acids. NCBI's taxonomy places the organism in Eukaryota, Fungi, Mortierellomycota, Mortierellomycetes, Mortierellales, Mortierellaceae. The record is from RefSeq and is a predicted model, not a curated record.
GCGCUUUGUUUUUUUGUUCAGUUCAGCUCUAAAGAAAUUUGUUGCCAUGGUAUCUAACAACAACAAUAACCCUCUCUCUUUUAAUACCAUGAAUGCUUAUAGCUUCGAAAGCAUCCGAGAUCGAUGACAUCUUUAGCACAGGAACUAUCUCUUCAUCCACAUCGAAGCCAAAGUCUAAAACGGAUGAAUCAGUAGGGUCUACAUCAAACAAGGACUCGAAGAAAAAUGGGUCUAAGAAGGACGCAACGGCCACCGGAUCAAAAUCAAAACCUGUGAGCGUACUUAGUCAAAAGGGACAGGAACAGGAACAGGCACAGGCAAGGAAGGGAAACACUCACGAAGACGAUGUCUUCUUAGGUGAAUCGCUUGACGACAGCGAGGACGAGGAGGAGGUGGAUGAGGAGCAAUUGAUGUUUGACGAGGAAGAACAGAAUGAAUCUGAGGAGGCGGCACUUGCGAAAUUGAUGGCCAACAAGAAGAACAAGGCCAAGCAGGAUAAGAGUGCGAACAAAUCAGGGGUGGUUUCGACGAAGCCGAAGAGCGGAGGGAAAGUUGAAGCCGUUGUGUUCAAUGAGCGACCUGCAGCUGCAGCUGCAGCGGCUGCAACAGCCAAGAUCCAAAAGUUCAAGCGGCCCAAAGGAACGGAGCCAGAUAGUGAUGACGAGCUAGAGAAGAAGGCGAAGCGCAGGAUGGACGAUGGGCUGCGGUUGUUUGAUAUUAAUGAUUUGAACAUUGGCAAGGGAGGUGAGACAGAGCUGUGUCCGUUUGAUUGCCAGUGCUGCUUUUAAACAGUGCAAAACGGAGAUAGCACACUAAGGAGCCGGGUAUUCCCAUGUACACACACAUACACUUUUAUUGCAUUCGAUCUAUUCAUUCAUAAUAAACACCCAUUGGAAUCAAACUAUGUUUUUCUGUCUU